AUGACCCCACUUCCUGUACAUAAUGAGACCGUUCAGAGCAUUGACAAUCUUGCUGUCGUCCGCGCACUAUACAUCAAACGACGCUGAAUAAAUAAAGAACAGCCGCAAAGAAACAAGCACGAAUCCUGGAGCUAGAAUCGCAAUCAUGGAGGGCGUAAGAGACAAGCUUGCACAAGCAGCAGAAAAGCUUCACAUUGGUGGGGGUCAAGAGGCCGCGGCCGAGCCCAGCCCUGAUGCGGCGAAGAUCUACGUGGACGAGUCCGCUGGGUCGGACGACUCUGGCGAUGGGUCCAAAGCAAAGCCUUACAAAACGAGCCUCGCGGCCAUGCUGGCCAAGGGUCAGAACAUCUCCCUGUUCAUCAAGAAAGCAGGAGAGCUAGACGAGAAGGACAAGGCAAGCGCCGACGAGGAUGGCUACGUCCCCAUUAGCGCGACUGGCCAGAAGCGCGUCAAGAAGCUUCACGAGGCUGCUGUCAAGAAGCAAAAGAAGCUGGAAGAAGCAGCGGCCAAGGAGAAGGACAAAGCUAACGCCGAGAGCAAGAAGCUGGAGGAGAGCAAAGGCGUCACACUCGGGGAGGACAGCAAGGAUGCCAGGAAGAUCAAGAUUCACCAGGGUGCAGAACAUCGGGAUAAGAGGGUCAAGAUCUUUGGCUGGGUGCACCGGCUACGACAACAAAAGGACAUGCACUUUAUCGUCCUGCGAGAUGGCACCGGCUUCCUGCAGUGCAUUUUGCAAGGCCAAGUCGCUCAGACCUACGAUGCUCUGACACUUACCCUUGAAAGCUCAGUUGAGCUUCGCGGCACGUUGAAGAAGGUGCCCGAGGGCAAAGAGGCUCCAGGCGGACACGAACUCGUCGUAGACUGGUGGGAGUGCCUUGGCAAGGCUCCAGGUGGUGACGAGGCUAUUUCGAACCUGAUUGCAGAGGAUAUGGAGCCAUCGCUGCUUGCAGAUCGCCGACACCUUGCGAUUCGUGGCCAGACCGCAUCUGCAGUCCUCAAGGUCCGCUCUGGCGUCCUGAAAGCAUUCCGAUCGACGUUCGACAAGCUGGGUCUUACAGAAGUCACACCCCCUUGUAUGGUGCAGACCUCCGUAGAGGGCGGCUCGACGCUGUUCAGCUUCGACUACUACGGGCAGCAAGCUUAUCUCACCCAGUCCUCGCAGCUUUACCUCGAGACUGUCCUGCCUAGCUUGGGAGACUGCUUCUGUGUUCAGGAAUCUUUCCGCGCAGAAAAGAGUCACACCAGAAGGCACCUCAGUGAAUACACCCACAUCGAGGGGGAGUUGGCGUUCAUCAACUUUGAGGAACUCUUGGAGCACAUCGAGGAGCUUAUCUGUGGGACAAUCGAGCGACUGCUGGCCGACACGGAGAUGAAGAUGCUGGUCGAGCAGCUCAACCCAGGUUUUCAGCCUCCGACGCGCCCGUUCAAGCGCAUGGACUACAAGGCUGCUAUUCAGUGGCUGAACGACCACGGCAUCACGAACGAGGACGGCGAGCCGCACAAGAUCGGCGACGACAUUGCCGAGGCGGCCGAGCGUAAGAUGACCGAUGCGCUCAACGUGCCCAUCUUCCUGUGCGGGUUCCCGCGCGAGAUCAAGGCUUUCUACAUGAAGCGUAUCAAGGGCAACGAGGAGUUCACCGAGUCUGUCGACGUGCUCAUGCCCGGUGUAGGAGAGAUCGUGGGUGGAUCGAUGAGGAUGUCCGAUGCAAAGGAGCUGCUUGAAGCAUACAAGACCGAGGGCAUCCCUUCCGACCCGUACUACUGGUACACAGACCAGCGCAAGUACGGAACAUGCGAGCACGGAGGAUACGGCAUGGGUCUUGAGCGCUUCCUCGCUUGGCUCACCAACAGGUGGACUGUCCGCGAAUGCUCGCUCUAUCCUCGCUGGACGGGACGUGCUACCCCAUGAUGUGGACCCGCCAGCAUGUAUUUUGACAACUCCUGAACAGCGUUGCGUUCGGAGCACACAUAAGAUCUCGAAUGCACCUGAUGAUAAAUGGG
Molecule: messenger RNA, 2001 nt
Organism: Tilletiaria anomala UBC 951
Lineage: Eukaryota; Fungi; Basidiomycota; Exobasidiomycetes; Georgefischeriales; Tilletiariaceae
Product: asparaginyl-tRNA synthetase
Exons: 4
Coding region: 146-1909 (587 amino acids)
Biological process (GO): asparaginyl-tRNA aminoacylation
Cellular component (GO): cytoplasm
Molecular function (GO): asparagine-tRNA ligase activity; ATP binding; nucleic acid binding
Source: RefSeq, a predicted model, not a curated record